Drosophila serrata is the source of this 2953-nucleotide messenger RNA. Its product is annotated as E3 ubiquitin-protein ligase RNF10. NCBI's taxonomy places the organism in Eukaryota, Metazoa, Arthropoda, Insecta, Diptera, Drosophilidae. The record is from RefSeq and is a predicted model, not a curated record. Gene Ontology annotation, molecular function: metal ion binding; transcription cis-regulatory region binding. Gene Ontology annotation, biological process: positive regulation of transcription by RNA polymerase II.
CCUCACAGUCAGCCAUUUUGCAUAGGCAUCGCAGAUGCUAAUUUUUCCGACCACAGAAUAUUUGGCUUUUCUAUCCAAAUUCCGUUGAUUUCGAGACGUCAAAUCGAGCAGUGACCGAGCGUAUCGGCUGGGAGCGUACAUUAAAAGUGAAAAUUGUCGACACACCAAUACGAGGUAACAGCACGAACCAAUACCACCACAAGGAGACAUAGACUAACACAUCGAUAAGUGAACGAAUAUUGCGGUUCGCAAAAGUACUUUGCUUUCGGUACUUUCGACUCGCCCCGGGCUCCCCUUGCACUUCGACGCAUUGAAUUUUUUGGAAAUAUUACGCAAGUAUUAUUUCUGGUCAUACCGUAUAAUCAUGGCUCAGUAAAUAUGAAUCCGCAACGUGAAUACUCUGCCCAACGCACUCCGUGUGGAGACCUAGGCAAGACGCAGUUUUCUGCCCCUUGGCAAUUGCCCAGCACUAAUACCAAUACCAACACCAACACCUGUCGCCACUACAAACACUACGAUGGACAGCAACAACAGCAACAGCAGCAGCAAGAAGCAGCCUCAAUCCUCCGCUCAUCAUGGCAAGUCCUCGUCUGGUGAAUCGCAGAGGAAGUCAAGUGAAGUACAUGCUAACAACAGCAAGCUGCGGAAUAAUCGCCGACGGGAGCAGCUUCCCACACCACGCAACGAACAGCAGCAGCAACAGCCGCGCAGCACCAGGCAGCAGCAGCAAAUACAACAACAACAGCAGCCCGCUAAGCUCCGUCCCAAUGUGGACAAGCGGCCAAGGGCUCGGGGUGGCGGCGGCAACGGCGGCUAUGGGGCCAACGCUCAGUUCGCAUACCACUGCGAAGACUGGGCUCCAGGCGGCACCCGACUAGCCCACGCCGGUACCGGCUACCCACGUAGUAGCGGUGACUUUGAACAUGAAAUGAACUCUGUUUACGUACAGGGCAGCAAGAAGCAGAAUUUAAACCAUCUGCUCAACUUCCACUGCGUGCCGAGGGAGCUGGAUCGGGGAUACCAUCAUCAACAGCACCAUGGCCUAGGACUGCGCAAGCAGCGCUACAACAAGGAGCAGUUCCUGCAGGCAAACUUCCAGUUUGUAGUUCGCUCGAGGGCCAAGGCCCAGGUGAAUGGCUCGCCGGACGCGCUCAUUGAUUGGAGCUACAUUGAGCAGAUCAACAUUCAGACCACCGAGGAACUGCAGUGCCCCAUCUGCCUAUAUCCGCCGGUGGCUGCCAAGGUCACCAGAUGCGGCCAUGCCUACUGCUGGCCGUGCAUGCUACACUAUCUCUCGCUGAGCGACAAGACCUGGCGCAAGUGCCCCAUCUGCUAUGAUGCUAUUCAUGCCGGCGACCUAAAGAGUUGCACCAUCGAACAGCAGAGGGACUGGCAAGUGGGAGACACCAUAACCUUUCAGUUGAUGCGACGCCACAAGGGCUCCAUGUACAUCGAGAAACAUGGCGUUGCUGGAGAUGGAGGGGAGACCAACGAACGUUUCCCACUUCUUUCUGCCGGCGAGGAGGCUAAGCGGUACUCCAAGUUUGUAAUAGCUAAGAGAGCAGAUGUGGCCGCCAUUAUUGAGAGGGAGCGGGUAGAACUGUUGGCCGAAUCGGAUGUGUCGUGCCCGGAGGAUGUGUUCAUUCAGCAAGCGCUGGUAACACUCCAGGAGCGUGGCGAAAAGUUGAGACUCGAGAAGCCUGGUUCCAGAGAGUUGGAGCUAGAAGAAGUGGAACUACACGCUUUAGGGGCUCCUUGCCAGGAUACCGGAGCCAAAAUUGAUAUUGAGAGGUCGGAUGAUGCCUCCACCUCGUCGGUGGGCGAAGCAUCGAGCAGCGCAAGCUACUCUUCGGGCAACAACAGUAGCACCAAAUACUACUAUUUCUACCAAUCCAACGAUGGCCAGAACAUAUACCUUCACCCGUUAAAUGUGAAAAUGUUGCAGGCCUGCUACGGCACCUUGGACUUAGGCCCGCUGCUGAUCGAAGCGCAGAUCGUGCAGAAGGAACAGCACUCUAUGGACGAGGAGCAUCGCCGCAAGUUCACCUGUCUAGGCCACUUGCCCCUUACGUGUCAGUUCUCAGUUGUGGAAGUCGAGCUGCAUCCACCCAUUGUUUCGGGAGGAAUACUUAAGCUUUUCAGGGAGGAUCUGCUGCAUCGAAAGAAGGAGCGCCAACGACGGGAUCGCGAGGAACGCAAGCGGGAACAGCACAUCAACGAGAUCAAUGACCGCCAGAUGGGCAAACUUAUAGCCAGUGCAGCCAACCUGAAUCUGAGCUCCUCUCAUGAGUUUCCCACGUUCGGCUUCGAAGAGGCCUUGCCCUCCCCCAGUGGCUCCUUGCCUAUGGCUAUCAGCCAAGAGUCUGGGACCCGCUACUCGAACGUAACUCUGGCCACUCCCAGUCCCAAGCAAGAUAUGUGGCCCACCAUUGGCAGUGGCUCGCCGGGUGCUGUCGUGUCCCUGGAUUUCCAGGUGGGCGCCUGGGGUCGUUCGGCUCCACCGCCGCCACCGCGAGCUGCAUUGGCCUCGAAGCAACCUAGCAACGAGGGCGGUUACGAACAGCGACCUUCUGUUGGCCAUUGGGGAUUAGGAGAGCUGUUGGUCGGAGCCCUGGAUCAAAAGAAGCAAAAGACGGGCGAUGGAGCUGCUCCGGCAGAAUCAAAGAAACAGAAGAGGGCCAAGGGAAAGAAGAUGGUGCCGCUGUUUGCCACAGGCAUGAACAGAGCUCCAUGAAGAGGGUCAUUGGUCCAUCGAGUUUUCAAGAUUUAUUGUAAUUUGUUUGAUGCGAAUAUUUCGAAGUUAUUUUAAAUAACCACAUGAACACGUGAUUUUACCUUCUUAGAAAAGCGGAUUUGAGAAAUCAAUCAACUGAACUAUAAUUUAACCCAACUUAUAUUCACAUUACGCAUAUAUGCUUUAUAAAAGGUAAUCUAAUAAAGGCAGCAAGCAAGA